Camelus dromedarius (Arabian camel) is the source of this 1860-nucleotide messenger RNA. RefSeq names its product TNF receptor superfamily member 25 (gene TNFRSF25). The coding region runs from base 151 to 1641 and encodes 496 amino acids. Gene Ontology annotation, cellular component: plasma membrane. The record is from RefSeq and is a predicted model, not a curated record. Gene Ontology annotation, biological process: signal transduction. Lineage: Eukaryota; Metazoa; Chordata; Mammalia; Artiodactyla; Camelidae. Gene Ontology annotation, molecular function: protein binding. The transcript has 9 exons.
UCCCUGGGAAGGGUGGCCCCACCCUGGCCCCCACCCCUGAGGCGGGCUCUUGGAGGCUGCGUGGCAGGGCGGGCCCUGCGGGGUGCCAGCAGAUGGGGAAGCCCCGCUGGUCCAGCGUGGUUGGAGGGCCCAGCGUGGCGCCCCGAGGCCAUGGAGCCGCGGCCGGGGGGAAGUGCGGCAGUGGUGGCUGCGGCUCUCCUCCUCCUGCUGCUGGGUACCCAGGGCCAGGCCAGCACUCCCAGCCCCAGGUGUGACUGUGGCCACAACUCCCACGAGAGGAAUGGUCUGGUCUGUUGCAGGGGCUGUCCAGCAGGGCACUACCUGAAGGCCCCCUGCACGGAGGCUUGUGGUGCCGCCACCUGCCUCCCGUGCCCCCAGGGCACCUUCCUGGCCUGGGAGAACCACCAUGAGACCCGCUGUGCACGCUGCCAGGCCUGUGAUGAGCAGGCCCCUCAGGUGGCCCUGAAGAACUGCUCCGCGGUGGCGGACACCCACUGUGGCUGCAAGCCCGGCUGGUUCACGGAGUGCGUCGUCAGCCGGUGCCUCCACGGCUCUCCCUUCCGCUGCCGCCCGUGCACAGACUGCGGGGCCCUGCAUCGCCACGUGCGGGUGCCCUGUUCCAGCAGAGACACCCAAUGUGGGACCUGCCUGCCUGGCUUUUAUGAAUAUGGGAACAGCUGUGUGUCCUGUCCCACGAGCACCCUUGGGAGCUGUCCUGAGCCCUGUGUGGCUGUCUGUGGCUGGAGGCAGAUGUUCUGGGUCCAGGUGCUACUGGCAGGCCUGGUGGUCCCACUCCUGCUUGGUGCCACCCUGACCUACACGUAUCGCCGCUGCCGGCCUUGCAAGCCCAAAUUUCCUGACAAAGCGGGGACAGAGGCCCUGACCUCCCUGCAGGCCACCCACGUCUCACCCUCCGACAGUGCCCACACCUUUCUGGCACCACCCAGCAGCAGUGAGAAGGUCUGCACCGUCCAGUUGGUAGGCAACAGCUGGACCUCUGGCCCUCCCCAGACCCAGGAGGCGCCCUGCCCGGAGGUGACUUGGUCCUGGGACCAGCUGCCCAGCAGAGCUCUUGGUAAGGGAUUUCAGUGGCCUGAGGCCUUGGCCCCAUUCUCCCAAGUAAAGGUGAGAAGCUGUGGUUUCCUGAAGCACCACUUGCCCACUUCCUAUCCCCUAACUGACCAGGCGAACCUCCCUGCCCGCCUCGGCCCGGCCCCUGCCCCGGCCCCACCCCGGGUUCCCCAUUGGCUCUCUCCGGCCGCCCGCAGGCCCGCCGCCGCCUCCGCCCACGCCCCCUGCAGGCUCGGCGGCCACCAUGCUCCAGCCCGGCCCACAACUCUACGACGUGAUGGACGCGGUGCCCGCGCGGCGCUGGAAGGAGUUCGUGCGCACGCUGGGGCUGCGCGAGGCGGAGAUCGAGGCGGUGGAGGUGGAGGUCGGCCGCUUCCGCGACCAGCAAUACGAGAUGCUCAAGCGCUGGCGCCAGCAACAGCCCGCGGGCUUGGGCGCCGUCUAUGCGGCUCUGGAGCGCAUGGGCCUGGACGGCUGCGCCGAGGACCUGCGGAGUCGCUUGCAGCGGGGCCCGUGAUGCUGGAGACCACCCCCACCCCGAGGCUCUGGUGGCCCUUGCAGAAGCCCUAAGUACGGUUACUUAUGCGUGUAGACAUUUUAUGUCACUUAUUAAGCCCCUGGCAUGGCUCUGCGUAGCAGCGCCGGCCAGCCUCACCCUUGCGCGCCCCCAGGGCUCCAGUUCAGGCGAGGAAGCAUCAAAGACACAUAUCAGGAGGGGAUCUAGAGAUUGCUCAGCUGUUUCUCGGCCCGAGUUUGGCUGAGAUCUUGGUAUUAAAUCUAUGAAGAAAA